AAACCCUCAAAGCCACCACCACACGGCAUUUUUCUUUGUAAUCCAUUUGACUUCACUCCUCUCUAGUCCAACUUUUCUUUAUUAUCCUCUCAGCCUCUAGUUUUUGUUUUCCGUUUUCCUCCUCCCAACAAACCAUAGCCGAUUCCCCCAGCCCUCCCUUUUCCGUCUUUCGUUUCGAUUUCCGUAUUUCCUUUGUGGAUUUUUUGUUUCUUUCGUGAAUUAUUUUGGAAUUGAAGAUGAAAGUGAACGCCGAUGACGUUUGGCCUCCCGGCUUCAGGUUUCACCCCACCGAUGAAGAGCUGGUUGUGUACUAUCUCAAGAGGAAGAUCUGUAAGCGGAGGAUCAAGCUAGAUAUCAUCGCUGAGACUGAUGUUUAUAAGUGGGAUCCUGAAGAACUUCCUGGGCAAUCAUUGUUGAAGACAGGGGAUAGGCAGUGGUUCUUCUUCAGUCCCAGGGAUAGGAAGUACCCUAAUGGAGCAAGGUCAAAUAGGGCAACUCGACUUGGGUAUUGGAAAGCCACCGGAAAGGAUCGCAUCAUAACUUGUAGUUCUCGUAAUGUUGGAUUGAAGAAAACCCUCGUUUUCUAUAGAGGCCGUGCACCAAAUGGUAAGCGUACUGACUGGGUGAUGCAUGAGUAUACUUUGGAUGAAGAGGAACUCAAGAGGUGCCAGAAUAUACAGGAUUAUUAUGCACUUUAUAAGGUCUUCAAAAAAAGUGGGCCUGGUCCUAAAAAUGGUGAGCAAUAUGGGGCACUAUUUAGAGAGGAAGACUGGGUUGAUGAUGAAGCAGAUGUUACUGAAAAUGUUGAUCCAGACAUUCCUACAAAGCAGCCGAAUGGAGAAGUUUAUCCUGUUGAUAGUGGGGGAGCUAAUGAUCAAGCACCAUCUGUAUUAGAUGAUCUUGAUGAGAUGAUAAGACAACUCGCAGCCGGUGAUCCUGAACCACAAAUCAAUUAUGGUUUUGAAUUAACUGAGGUUUUUGGUGAAGAAGAGGCCCAAAGUACUUUGCUAAACACAUCAUCUAGGGAAGUUGUCUUUCCUGAGCAGGAUAGAGUGCCAGUGAGCUUUGAUUUCACCCAGUCAGCUUCAUCUAAUUUGCAACUUUAUGAGGCAUCUGAGGUCACAUCUGCUCCGCCUAAGAAUUCAGAGCCGGUACCACAGCUAUGUGCGGAGGAUUUCCUGGAAAUGGAUGAUCUGAUUGGUCCUGAACCUACUGUUUCUGCUGUCAAGAAUCCGGUAGAGAGCUUACAGUGUGAUGAGUUCGAUGGAUUGAGUGAGAUUGAACUGUUCCAUGAUGCGGUGAUGUUUCUUAAUGACAUAGGGCCUAUUCAUCAGGAAAUGAGUGUUUUUGGGAAUGAUAUGUUAAACCAGGUGGAUCAUCAGUUCCAACCUCAUUCUGUGAUAAGUCAAGCAGAUCAGCAGUUGCAGCAAAAUUUUGUGGUGAACCAGGUGGAUUACCAAUUCCAGUCCAAUUCAGUGGUAAACCUUCUGGAGCAUCAAGUGCAACCAAAUUUCAUGGUAAACCAGUUGGAUUACCAGUUGCAGUGUGGUUCAUUUGGCAUUGGUCAGACCAGCACUCAACCAUGGAUGCCACCGCAUCAAAGUAAUAUUUUUACUCCAGCAGAAUCAGAUCAGGGAAUUCUGUACCCUGCAACUUCAGGUACUUUACAAGAAUUUACGCAACCUCUAGCUGAAGCGAAUCAAACGCAAAAUGGCCAAGAGGGUGGUGGAGGUGCAUCUAGUUGGUUUUCUUCUUCUUUGUGGGCUUUUGUGGAGUCAAUACCUACCACUCCCGCUUCGGCGUCAGAGAAUCCUUUAGUGAACCGGGCGUUUGAGCGAAUGUCUAGCUUUAGCAGAGUAAGAUUAAAUGCUAGAAAUAGCGAUGUUGCUGGUCCUGAUAGCAGUGUAACAAGAAGGCAAGCAGGUAGUAGUAGAGGAUUCUUAAUUAUAUCAAUUCUUGGAGUAUUAUGUGCCGUCUUAUGGAUGUUAAUGGGAAGUGUGAGAGUCCUGGGGAGAAGUAUAUUCUCCUCGUAAUAUAUUUGUAAGUUGGGAAGAAAAAGAAAGCUUCUUUUAGCUGGUAAUGUUGUUGGGGCAGAUUGCUGGAUUCAUUCAGCAUAUUGGGAAACUGAAGUAUUAUCUAAAAUCAUGUGGAUUCUCGAAUGUAAAAGAUGAAGUUUUGUCUAUCUAGAAAUACAUGCUGACAAAUGAUAUAAUUUAAAAAAUAUAUAUAUAUAUAUAUUUUGUUUGUGCAGUCAA
Messenger RNA from Mangifera indica (mango), 2255 nucleotides. RefSeq names its product NAC domain-containing protein 17-like. The record is from RefSeq and is a predicted model, not a curated record. Gene Ontology annotation, biological process: regulation of DNA-templated transcription. The transcript has 5 exons. NCBI's taxonomy places the organism in Eukaryota, Viridiplantae, Streptophyta, Magnoliopsida, Sapindales, Anacardiaceae. Gene Ontology annotation, molecular function: DNA binding. Bases 237 to 2033 code for a protein of 598 amino acids.